Messenger RNA from Prorocentrum cordatum, 830 nucleotides. NCBI's taxonomy places the organism in Eukaryota, Dinophyceae, Prorocentrales, Prorocentraceae. The record is from the annotation of a GenBank genome assembly.
GGCAGUGCGUGUCCUUUCCCUGUGCCGGCUGAGGCGUGAUGACACAAGGUGGGGGCUGUGUUUCAUGAGCAAGCUGGAAGAUACUUUGCGUUCGCCAGAGCAGUCGAGGACGGCUCCAAGAUCGGAUGAAGGCAACCGAUCAAAGACCACCCUGCAGGAUUCCUGACCAUUUCUGGCGAACGCCAUCUUGGCUGCAGCUGUUUUGGCCCAAGGCCCCGCUGCAGGCGCUCCGAGCCUGACCAGGCCCCCCCCCCGUCAGUUUGCCAGCCGGAAGGCGACGGUGGGCGAAAGGCGGGGUGAAGAAGGGUGCGCCUCUCCAGCGCCUCCCGAAGCCGGGCCGGCAGUCGUUUUCCCGAAGCCUCUCCGGCAGCUCAGGUCCGCCCGAGGUGUGAUCGAUGGCCGCCCGCCGCCCCGUGCUGCUCACCAUCUGCCUCGCCGCCGCCGCCGCGUGGCUGCUGAGCAGCGUGCUCGCGCCCGCGGCGCCGCAGGGCUUCGCUGCCCCCCAGCCAGCGCUGCGCGCCGGGCGCGGCGCCUCGGCGGGCGCGGCGGCCGACGGGGUGGCGCCGGCCGUGGUGCUGAGGGCGCUGCCCGAGCCGAAGCCCAACGAGGAGAUGCUCCCGGUCGACCUCAACCGCACGUCCCUCUACUGGGGCCUCUUUUUGUUCCUCUGCCAUCUGCAUCCUGUCCGUGCUGUUCUCCAGCUACCUGUUUAACUGAGCCCCGGGUGGGCUGUGGGCAGGCCGCCCAUUUUUCUUGACAGUUUUUAGGGAGCGCGCCGCGUGGGCGCGAGGCGUGGGACAGCAAACCGCAAGCCGCAGUUGCACACCACA